AUGAACUAUGUAAACAUGUCAUCGUCAUGCAUCAUGCAGGGAAGCCUCACGAAGAGGCUUUCGGGCGAUGCCUGGAAGGACGCGGUCGUUACGGCCGCCGUAUACACCGUCUUCAUCGCGGGCAUCCCCCUCGUCAGUGCUAACUGGCACCACAUCCAGGAGCAAAUGCAAGCCAGCGGCAUCACCUUCUUCUACAGGCUGGGGAACACUUACGAGACGACCAUCAGGUUCCAGAAACCGGUGAGUGAGUAG
Molecule: messenger RNA, 252 nt
Organism: Ectocarpus sp. CCAP 1310/34
Lineage: Eukaryota; Phaeophyceae; Ectocarpales; Ectocarpaceae
Source: the annotation of a GenBank genome assembly